Molecule: messenger RNA, 1173 nt
Organism: Arabidopsis lyrata subsp. lyrata
Lineage: Eukaryota; Viridiplantae; Streptophyta; Magnoliopsida; Brassicales; Brassicaceae
Exons: 2
Coding region: 1-1173 (390 amino acids)
Source: RefSeq, a predicted model, not a curated record
AUGCAAGGAGCUGCGCAAUCUUUGAGGGCGAAGAAAGCUGCCGAAAGAAAGGCGGCCGAGGAGAAAAGGGUUUGCGAGGCGACGUUCGGUCCGUCACCUAUGCCUGAAGUUAACUUUGAUCCGCAGGCUGCCGAUGGUGCCGAGGCGACUGAGGAGAUUCGGGUCACUGCGGACUUGUCCAGGCCCGAGGCCUCUGGUGAUGUUCGGCCGGAUGUGGAAGUUCCCGCCGCAGCAGGGGCUUCGGCAAUUGUAGCUCUGGGUGCCAAGGCGAAGGCUAAGGCAAAAGGGAAAAGGCCCCGAGGCGAUAGCUCGGGAGGACGCAGAAAAGAAAAGAGGAGCCGCAGUGAAGUUCCCAUCCAUAAGGAUAAGAUAGCUUCGGCUAAUCUUAUCGCUUCUUGUUCGGGUCCGCCGCUUCCUGCUCCCGAGGCCUUGCUGGAGGCACAAAACUAUCGUGAGACUGCCGCUGGAUUUCUGAAGGCCUUCAACUUGAUGAAUUCCAUGGUCCGAGCCUACGAUUCUGGAGCUCGGAAAUCCGAGCUUGCUCGUGAAAAAUCGGAGAUCUCCCGGGCCGAAGUAGAGGCUAGGGUUUCCGAGGCGAUGGCGGCUAAACAAGAGGCCGAGGCAUCGGCCAAGGCCGAGAAGGUGGAGCGGUUGAAGGCUUUGGAGGAUAGCCUGCGAACUCGGAGAAAGCUCGAGGCCGAGAUUGCACGCCUUCAUCGGUUAUUCACCGAAGAAAAGGCUCUCCGAGAGAAGGAGGUUAUCAGAGAGCGGAAGGCGGCCAAAAGGGAGUUUGCCGAGAAGAUCAAGGCUAUCGAGGCAAAGAUGGACCAGUACGGGAAGGUGUCCACGCGCUAUAUGUACUUGGUGCAAGCGCGGGCCAAUGCUGAGCUGAUAGCCGAGCUGGAGGAAGGGAAAAAGGUGGAGGAUGAGAAAGCCGAGGUCCUUCAAUGGACGACCGAGUAUGGAGAUGCUGAGGAUGAGUACGUCCGUCUCGGGACCGAGCUGCGAGAGGACUUGAAGCUUGCUCCGGUUUCCCCGGAUUCUGUCGACGAAAGCUUCGGAAAUCGUUCGAUAGAGGGUGCCGCGGCUGCGAUAGGUGUUGCCGACCAGUCGGAUUCGAACCGAGGUACCGAGGUAGCUCAAGUUUCGCCGGUUAACCAAGAUUCGAUCUGA